AUGGCGGGUGACUUUCCGCAUCGGUCUCCACAGCAGCACAGAGCGUUUCUUGGGCCAAGCCACGGGUACAACCCUGUUACGGCGUCUCCGAUACGCAGGUUACGGGCCUGGGUGCAUCGGCGCAUGGUUCAUGGGAGGCAGCAAGAAUGCAAUGGGACAAGCCGGGAAAAUAACAGCCGGGUGCGUUUACAAUUCGUCCGGCCGGCGGUUGUAUUCGUCCGGUCCGAAUGCACAACGUGGAGAUUGACAACAUCGCACACCGACUGGAAUAUGAGAGUGCCCGCAACGACGGAGCAAACGGCGAUAAUGAUCACUGAUCGGAUUCUCCGCUCCACGAUAAAAGUGGAUCUGUACCUGGGCCCCUCCGAACUUCAGAUCCGCUUGUCCCCGGAACGGGGAUGGCCCCGGCUACAAGUCGCCGAUAAGAGGGGCGGCUGGAAACGAUGUGCCGCCCGCUAUCAGAUUAGGAUCACCGCAGAAGCAACCAUCGAAGUAUGA
Molecule: messenger RNA, 498 nt
Organism: Sodiomyces alkalinus F11
Lineage: Eukaryota; Fungi; Ascomycota; Sordariomycetes; Glomerellales; Plectosphaerellaceae
Exons: 7
Coding region: 1-498 (165 amino acids)
Source: RefSeq, a predicted model, not a curated record